Molecule: messenger RNA, 753 nt
Organism: Gigantopelta aegis
Lineage: Eukaryota; Metazoa; Mollusca; Gastropoda; Neomphalida; Peltospiridae
Product: acid-sensing ion channel 4-A-like
Exons: 3
Coding region: 1-753 (250 amino acids)
Biological process (GO): sodium ion transmembrane transport
Cellular component (GO): membrane
Molecular function (GO): ligand-gated sodium channel activity
Source: RefSeq, a predicted model, not a curated record
AUGGCGUCAGUGGACAUUGGGGUUAAAUUUAAGGAAUCGAAGUCUGCUUGGGUUGACGACGAUGGACGCAAGGAGGAUAUGGGGUUUUCCGAACUGUGGAAGGAUUUUAGCCAAAAUACCGGAUUUCAUGCAUUCAACAAGUUGAAUCCAGGAGCACGUCGUAAUUUUAGAUUUUUCUGGUGGUCAUUUGCGGUAAUAGGCAUGGCGGCAUACCUAAUGUAUAAUGUUGUUGCCGAACUAAACAACUACUACAGCUAUCCAAAGAUGACGGGAUUCAGUGUUGAAAUGAAAGAUGAGAUGGAAUUCCCUGCAGUCACCAUAUGUAGUCAGUGUCCACUCAAACGGUCUGCUAUUGUCAGGGACCAAGACAUGGAUAACUACUUUUUGAGACGAAGUUACUCGCGGUUCAUGACUGGACAAAUCAACUGGAGUGACACAACGAGGUAUGGCGAUAUCUACACCACUAAACAUUCUGUCGAUUGGUGGAGAGAAAGGUAUGAUACAGUUGAUGCGCUGACCAAGUUGUGUAGGUUCGAAGGCGAAGAUAGGCUGUGUUCGGAAAUAUUUCAACCCGUGUUCACCGAGGUGGGGCUGUGCUACACGUUCAAUGGCAAUGUCAGCAACAAACGGAACGUGUCUCUAUCAGGAGCCGACAACAACUUGGUGGUCAUAUUUGUGGCUAAACAAGAGGAGUAUGUGUAUAACGAACAGAUGUCUGCUGGGUACAAGCAUUCGGUGUUUAUUAUUUUCUGA